Molecule: messenger RNA, 2201 nt
Organism: Helicoverpa zea (corn earworm)
Lineage: Eukaryota; Metazoa; Arthropoda; Insecta; Lepidoptera; Noctuidae
Product: cuticle protein-like
Exons: 8
Coding region: 76-1062 (328 amino acids)
Cellular component (GO): extracellular matrix
Source: RefSeq, a predicted model, not a curated record
UUUUUAAAUCGAUUACGAAUCGUGUGCUGGUAGUGCCUUAAUUAGAAGUAGUGGUGUUAAUUUGAAGAAUCGAAAAUGGCCUUCAAGUUGGUGAUCGUAGCUCUGACCCUAAUGGCGUGCACAUACGGCAAGGUUUUCUACAACUUACGACCAAUCAGGGUGGUUCACUCCGACCUGCAGCCCGCCGCCACUAUCGUGCACCAAGAGCCUAAACUCAGCUACGAACACCACCAUAUCUCGGAAGAUGAACACGUUGAUUAUUAUGCAUACCCAAAAUACGUCUUCAAAUAUGGCGUGAAUGACUUCCACAGUGGGGACAUUAAGACUCACCAUGAAAGUCGCGACGGCGACGUUGUCAAAGGUCAAUACACAGUGGUUGAGCCCGACGGCUCCAUCCGCACAGUGGACUACACAGCCGACAAGCACAAUGGUUUCAACGCCGUGGUCCACAAGACCGCCCCUAUUUCACCCCAUGAGGCUGCCCAUUGUUUGUUCAUUUGUUCAGUAUCAGUGUUUGGUAAAAUGUGUCGUUGUUUGUGCUUGAUUUUGGCGGUAUGCGUAGGAGUGUCGGUGGCUGCGCCGAAAAUUCCGGCGUCGGGGCGCGUGUAUAUUGGCCCUGGUUAUGAUUAUUAUGAUACGCCAAGAUAUGCUUUCAACUACGGCGUAGCAGAUCAUACGACGGGCGACGUGAAAUCACAACAUGAAACCAGAGACGGGGAUGUGGUUAAAGGGCAAUAUUCACUAGUAGAACCCGACGGUUCAAUCCGCACCGUGGACUACACAGCGGACCCGGUCCAUGGUUUCAACGCGGUGGUCUCCAAGACCGGACCGAACUUCCAUGCGGCCCCUGCACCACCCCGGCAGCAGAUACAGCCGGUUUACUACCCGAAGCCUGUACCAGUGCCCGUUGAAGUUCCUGUUGAAGUGCCUGAGUACUAUGCUCAGCCGAUAUACCCUUCGGCUGCACCAUUUUUAUUCUCCAAAGCAGGAGAGCCACAGUUUGACUACGGUGGAUUUGAAUUUGACGGACCUUACCCUCAACCGCAUAAUUUGAUAAUUUAGAGUUCAAUGUAUUUAUUUAUUUUUAGUCUAAAUAAUUUUAGAUGUAAGAAAAUGUAUUGUUAGUGCCACAGAUUCAUUUCCAUGAGAAUUUAGUUUAAUAAUGGCCAGUAUUAGUGAGUCAAGUUGGAUUAGGAGCGAAAAAAUGCAUAUUUUAAUUAUUUAAAAUUAAUUUUUCGAAACGUAUAUCUGUGUAUAUUCGUCAUUAUUUUGUCGUCACUUAAGUUAUUAUUUUUUCUUAAGAAGAAUUUGAACCGAUUACUGACUUGAGAUGUAUAUUGUAUAUUAGUUAUGAUAUGUAGGUCUUAUCUUGUAGAUAAAAAGUAAAACAGUUGUAAAUAAAUAAAUUCAUGAACCCUGUAUGCAUUUGUGAUAGAUAAAGUUGGCCAAUAGUUCCUGAAAUUGUAAUAUUAAUACCUACCUAAACUCAUGAUAUUCCUCUGCAAAGUGCAAAAGCACGUUAUGCUAAAAAAAUAAGUAAACUCAUUUUGACCAAUAGACCAGCCAAACAAUAUGCACUGUCAUUAAGCGUGGCAAUGCAGCCAGCCUUUUGGGCACGAUCACCGUUUUGAGUUUUGUUUUUGGGACUUAUUAAAAGAUUCUUCCGUUACCUAUUUUAUUUUCCUCAAAAUCUGUACAUUAUAUUUUAAAAUAAACUAAAUCUAUAUUUACACAAAAUAAAAGAUUAAAUAAAGUUAUAAAUUAAUUUUAUGCUCCGAGAUAGACGGCGACGAUUGCCAAAGAUUUUCCUCUAUGUAUUUCCAAACCUGUGCCCCUGCAUUCAAUAUCGAGGCAUUACUUAAGUCGCCUUUUCCAGUGUAGACUUUUACUAGGCACUAUUAUUUUCAGCUUAACUAACUAACGCCUAUCAGAUUAUGUAAGCAAUGUUUAUAGAAUAAAGUGCUAUGUGAAAACUACAAGGCGUUGAGAUAUUAAUUUGGCUUUUUUUUUAUUUAUAUAGUGGUUAUAAGUGAAGUACCUUGUGGCUCUUAACUAGGUUUUUUUAACAGAUUCGAAGUACUAAGAUUUGUGGUAACUAACAGUUGACACAUGACAGGACCCAGUAUGUUCAGUGGGGAAUGAUGAUUUUUUAACAUUGUCUUGAAUCACUCAUGUUAUGAAUAUGAAUAUACAACAGAGUA